Messenger RNA from Schistocerca gregaria, 1745 nucleotides. RefSeq names its product evolutionarily conserved signaling intermediate in Toll pathway, mitochondrial (gene ECSIT). The coding region runs from base 820 to 1626 and encodes 268 amino acids. NCBI's taxonomy places the organism in Eukaryota, Metazoa, Arthropoda, Insecta, Orthoptera, Acrididae. The record is from RefSeq and is a predicted model, not a curated record. The transcript is spliced from 5 exons. Gene Ontology annotation, cellular component: mitochondrion. Gene Ontology annotation, molecular function: protein binding.
UUUUUUUGUCCAAACGAGGCCACUGUAUUAAUUUCUGGAAAGCUAUCGCCUUAUCACACCUGAAUCAUGUAUUGUACUACCCAUGAAGACGUGUGAAAUGACAAUGGGUGCAUCUGUCUACAUAUAAGCGUUGAACGUGGGUCAAAGACGCUUUGUUCAUUGGUUGUAUUGCCGGUGUGCGGUGCUACCGUACUAAUAAUCAAGCUCGAUUUUUUUCCUACAGCUGUAUGUUUGAACAACAUUAUACAGUGUCUCGUGGAAUAAUUAGUAUUAUCUGUAUGAGUGUCAUCUGGCAUGUUCCGAAGCCAGAGGAGUGAUAAAGUUUAUAUUUGCUGUGAUGAGAUUUGCAGACAAUGUAUAGGAGGAGUUUUCCUGUGAUCUGUACAAAAUUGCGAUGCGUGUUACACGAGCAUCGACGAAAGAUAAGGCCAUCUGACCGAGCAGAUAAUUUAUUUUAUUACGUUAGGCAAAUUCAUAGCGCCCGUAGACUGCUGGAGAAGGACAACACAUACAAGAGACAACUGGUAAAAGCUGAAGAUUUCGAGAAUAUAAAGGACAAGAGUAAAGAAACGUAUCUGGAAAUGGUUCAUAUAUAUGAGAAUAGUUCGGUUCAAAGACGUGGACAUGUAGAAUUUAUCUAUUCGGCUAUGAAACACAUGAAGGAGUUUGGCGUGCACAAGGAUUUGGAAGUGUACAAAGCGCUUAUCAGUGUGUUGCCUAAGGGGAAAUUUAUCCCAACAAACAUUUUUCAAGCUGAGUUCAUGCAUUAUCCUAAACAGCAACAAUGUAUUAUAGAUGUGUUAGAGCAAAUGGAAGACAAUGAAGAGGAUCUGGAAUAAUCUAGACAAAAUUAAGGAGGGUCAACUGCUUAUGAGGUGGUUUGAGGGAAGAGGAGUUAUGCCAGAUGCAGAGUUAGAAACAAUUCUAAUAAAUAUUUUUGGUAGGAGAGGACAUCCAGUACGUAAAUACUGGAGAAUGAUGUACUGGAUGCCAAAAUUUAAAAACUUAUCUCCGUGGCCACUACCAAACCCUGUACCAAAUGAUAAUUUGGAACUUGCCAAAUUAGCUAUGAAAAGAAUAAGCAGUGUCGACUUGCAGUCAAAGGUGGUGGUUUAUCAGACAGCAGAGCUAGCUGACAGUGUAGAUGAUACAUGGGUUGUGAGUGUCCAAAGUCCAGAUCAAAGGAAACUUGUAGACACACACCCUGAAAACAUACCAGUUUAUGUUAAAGGGUCUUACAGAGUGUGGCUACGAGAUGCUGCUGUGAAUUACUUCAUACUCAUGCGAAAACCAGUGCAAAAACCACAAGUUGCAGCUGAAGAUCCAGAUGAUGUAAGCAACCUAAGGGAUCCCGUCAUCGAUAUAUCGGGAGACAGAAUUACUGCUGUUGUGCAAGCACCCAGUGUACAUGAACAAGAUGAUGGCACAAUAUUGGCCAUGUGUGCUACUGGUACUUCAAGCAGAGAUUCUCUGCUUUCUUGGAUUAGAUUGCUGGAAACUGACGGAAAUCCACAGUUAGCCAAGAUACCUGUUGUGUUCACUUUGAAAUUUUCACCAGGAGACAAACUGUUUUUAGAGGAAGGAAUAAUAAGUGAAGAACAAAAAACUAUACCACCCAGCAAAUGAAGUGCUUCCCAAUUGUACUGCGUGAUUGGUGUCUCAUCUUUUGUCAACUGCAUGGUAAAUAAUGCAGAUUGACAGUUACCAAAAUGAAAGCUAAAUAAAACUUAGUGUGUGCUCGUGCA